GGGGCCGGGGUUCUGCCCCGGGGUGGCAGGGGCUGCCACCGCCUGUGCCCUGCAGACAUCAUGGCGGACAAGGAGGGGGUGACGCUGUCGCUGGAGGAGGAGGAUGGCGACGUGGCCCUGGCGUACAGGACGCCGGAGAAGAAGAGCCUGCAGGAGAUCCAGCAGCUGGACCCGGACGACGAGAGCCUGCGGAAGUACAAGCAGGCGCUGCUGGGGGCCAUUCCCAUGGCUGUGGAUGCCCGGGUGCCCAACGUGCAGGUGAUGAGGCUCACCCUGCUCUGCGAGCAGGCGCCGGGGCCCAUGAUCAUGGACCUGACAGGUGACCUGGAGGCGCUGCGGAGCCGCUCCUUCGUGCUGAAGGAGGGGGUGGACUACAGGGUGAAGGUGUCCUUCAAGGUGAGGCUGCGCUGCAGGCUGACCCGAGCACAGCGCCGCUUACCCAGCACCCUGGGGGCCCUGGUGGCUCGGGGUUCCCUUCAUCCAUUGCUCCUGCGCAUGGGGGCCCUGAUGCCCUGCAGCACAUCACCCCCAUGGUCCCUGCUGCCCCAUAGUCCCUGUCCCUCUGGCGGCUCUACCGCCCUGGGAUUCCUGCCAUCCAUGGAGGUCCAGGCCACCCUUAUGGUCCCGGCCUCUGAGGAGGGCCCAGCUACACUGGGCUCCUGCUCCCCAAGGGUCCCUGCCAUCUUGGAGGCCCAUGCCGUUCUAUAG
Messenger RNA from Tinamus guttatus (white-throated tinamou), 708 nucleotides. NCBI's taxonomy places the organism in Eukaryota, Metazoa, Chordata, Aves, Tinamiformes, Tinamidae. The record is from RefSeq and is a predicted model, not a curated record.